AUGGAAGGGAAGAAUCUGAUCGACCCCAUUGAUCGGGUGAACAAUCAAUAUGUUCUUUCACUGGCACUGGCCCAGUAUAUUGCAUAUCUGGGUCCUCCACCGCUGGAGAUGAUUCGCAAAAGCCCACUGUUUUCAACCUAUUUUGAUGAGCAGGGCAACUGGGCGUCCGAGCCUCCCAUACCCAAAACCUCUUUCGAGGACUUCGCCACCACAAUCCCACCCGGAGAGGAAAAAGACCAGUUUCUCCGGUUCAUACGCAAGAUACUAACUUGGGAUCCCGAAGUGAGGGCCAACUCGUACGAGCUCAUCCAAGACGAGUGGAUGAUGAGGCCUCCUCCAGAGGAAGAUAUGAUGCUUUUAGGGAACCAAAUGAGUUAA
Penicillium samsonianum is the source of this 378-nucleotide messenger RNA. RefSeq lists its product as uncharacterized. NCBI's taxonomy places the organism in Eukaryota, Fungi, Ascomycota, Eurotiomycetes, Eurotiales, Aspergillaceae. The transcript has 2 exons. Bases 1 to 378 code for a protein of 125 amino acids. The record is from RefSeq and is a predicted model, not a curated record.